Messenger RNA from Chlorocebus sabaeus (green monkey), 9053 nucleotides. The record is from RefSeq and is a predicted model, not a curated record. Lineage: Eukaryota; Metazoa; Chordata; Mammalia; Primates; Cercopithecidae.
UGGAGUCCGGGUAGAGGGAGUCGCCCACCUGACCGGCCUCGCCCCCUCCGGAGUUUGCUGCAGCUGAGGGCCCCAGACCAGCGAAGAAGCCAGUCUGGGGCCGGGCAGUCCAAUCGCUUUUCGCGUAUUUCCCUCCGCUGGCGCGCAGCAGCGGCGCGUGGAUUCGCGCGCGGGCUCGGGACGGCGCGAGCCCGGGCAGCGCGAGCCCCUGCGCGGCAGGGAGUGGCGCAUGCGCGGGCGUCCUGCGAGCCCGCUGGGGCGAGCCGAGCCGCGGCGGCGCCGGGCGGCGGAGCUGUGAGGCAGCAAGCGGCGGCACUGGAGCAGCGGCGAAGGACAGGUGGCGAGCCUUCGCCCGCGCCGCCAGGGGCUGCUGGGCCACCCGCGGAGCCUCGCGGUCCAGACGUGGAGGGGGUGGUGGCGGCAUCCCGGACGGCCUGUGAGGGAUGCGCCGCCCACUGCCCCGCGCCGCCUGACCGUCCCCGCCUCGACUCGCGGUGCGCCACAGCCGGGCCCGCGGCCGUCCCCGCCGCGUUGUCGCCCGGUUGCCGCGCCCGCGGGGCCGCGCCCGGCACGGUCAUGUGGACCCCCACGGAGGAGGAGAAAUACGGUGUAGUGAUAUGCAGCUUUCGAGGAUCUGUCCCUCAAGGGUUGGUCUUAGAAAUAGGAGAAACAGUCCAGAUUCUUGAAAAAUGUGAAGGUUGGUACAGAGGAGUUUCAACAAAGAAGCCAAAUGUGAAGGGGAUCUUUCCUGCAAAUUACAUUCACUUGAAAAAGGCAAUUGUCAGUAAUAGGGGGCAGUAUGAAACUGUGGUUCCACUUGAAGAUUCUAUUGUGACUGAGGUUACGGCAACUCUACAAGAAUGGGCAAGUUUGUGGAAACAGUUGUAUGUGAAACACAAAGUAGAUCUUUUCUACAAACUACGCCAUGUGAUGAAUGAACUUAUUGACCUGCGAAGGCAGCUACUGUCUGGUCACCUGACUCAGGAUCAGGUGCGGGAGGUUAAGCGGCACAUCACCGUGCGCCUGGACUGGGGUAAUGAACAUUUGGGCCUGGACCUGGUGCCUCGGAAGGACUUUGAAGUAGUGGACUCGGACCAGAUUAGUGUCUCAGAUCUCUAUAAGAUGCAUUUAUCUAGUCGGCAGAGUGUACAGCAAAGCACAUCCCAGGUAGAUACAAUGCGCCCACGUCAUGGGGAAACAUGUCGGAUGCCAGUGCCACAUCACUUCUUCCUCAGCCUGAAGAGUUUCACUUACAAUACUAUUGGGGAAGAUACCGAUGUCUUCUUUUCCUUAUAUGACAUGAGGGAAGGCAAGCAGAUCAGUGAGCGGUUUCUGGUAAGACUGAACAAGAAUGGUGGGCCAAGGAACCCAGAGAAGAUUGAACGAAUGUGUGCCCUUUUUACAGAUCUGAGCAGCAAAGAUAUGAAGAGAGAUUUGUAUAUCGUUGCCCAUGUGAUCCGAAUAGGCCGGAUGCUCCUGAACGACUCAAAGAAAGGUCCUCCUCACCUGCACUACAGGCGACCAUAUGGCUGUGCGGUCCUAAGCAUCUUGGAUGCCCUACAGUCACUCACAGAAGUAAAGGAAGAAAAGGAUUUUGUUCUUAAGGUUUACACGUGCAACAAUGAGAGUGAGUGGUCCCAGAUCCACGAGAACAUCAUCCGAAAGUCCAGUGCCAAGUACUCUGCCCCCAGCGCCAGCCAUGGUCUUAUCAUUUCUCUGCAGCUUCUUCGUGGAGACAUGGAACAGAUUCGGAGAGAAAAUCCCAUGAUAUUUAAUAGGGGAUUGGCAAUUACAAGAAAAUUGGGAUUUCCUGAUGUCAUUAUGCCAGGUGAUAUCCGCAAUGACCUGUACCUAACCCUGGAGAAGGGGGAUUUCGAGAGAGGAGGAAAGAGUGUACAAAAGAAUAUUGAAGUGACCAUGUAUGUGCUUUAUGCAGAUGGAGAAAUCUUGAAGGAUUGCAUCAGCUUGGGUUCAGGAGAGCCAAAUAGGAGUUCCUACCACUCCUUUGUCCUCUACCACAGUAAUAGUCCUCGCUGGGGAGAAAUUAUCAAAUUGCCUAUCCCCAUUGACCGGUUCCGGGGCUCCCACCUGCGCUUCGAGUUCAGACAUUGUUCCACAAAGGACAAAGGGGAAAAGAAACUCUUUGGCUUUGCAUUCUCACCCCUGAUGCGUGAUGAUGGCACCACCCUCUCAGAUGAUAUUCACGAGCUUUAUGUGUACAAGUGUGAUGAGAAUAGCACGUUUAAUAACCAUGCUCUGUACCUGGGCCUGCCUUGCUGCAAAGAGGACUACAAUGGCUGCCCUAAUAUCCCGUCUAGCCUCAUCUUCCAGCGCAGCACCAAAGAGUCUUUCUUCAUCUCCACUCAGCUCUCCUCUACCAAACUCACCCAGAAUGUGGACCUCCUAGCUCUGCUGAAGUGGAAGGCCUUCCCUGACCGGAUCAUGGAUGUACUAGGGCGGCUGCGGCAUGUCAGUGGGGAGGAAAUUGUUAAGUUUCUGCAGGACAUCUUAGAUACACUCUUUGUGAUUUUGGAUGAUAAUACAGAGAAGUAUGGCCUGUUGGUUUUCCAGUCUCUGGUGUUCAUCAUCAACCUGCUCCGAGACAUCAAGUAUUUUCACUUUCGACCUGUGAUGGACACAUAUAUCCAGAAGCACUUUGCUGGAGCUCUGGCAUACAAGGAGCUCAUCCGCUGUUUGAAGUGGUAUAUGGACUGCUCAGCAGAACUGAUUCGACAGGACCACAUUCAAGAAGCCAUGCGGGCCUUGGAGUACCUUUUCAAGUUCAUUGUACAGUCACGGAUCCUGUACUCACGAGCCACUUGUGGAAUGGAAGAGGAACAAUUCAGAUCCAGUAUCCAAGAACUUUUCCAGUCCAUCCGGUUUGUGCUCAGUCUGGACAGCAGAAACUCAGAAACACUCCUUUUUACUCAGGCUGCACUCCUCAAUUCUUUCCCAACCAUCUUUGACGAGCUGCUGCAAAUGUUCACUGUGCAAGAGGUGGCAGAGUUUGUGAGAGGGACACUGGGGAGCAUGCCCAGCACUGUGCACAUUGGGCAGUCAAUGGACGUGGUCAAGCUGCAGUCCAUUGCCAGGACAGUGGAUAGCCGCCUGUUUUCUUUCUCAGAAUCCCGCCGCAUCCUGCUUCCUGUGGUUCUCCAUCAUAUUCACCUUCACCUGAGGCAGCAGAAAGAGCUGCUUAUUUGCUCAGGAAUUCUUGGCAGCAUCUUCUCCAUCGUCAAGACCAGCUCUCUGGAGGCAGAUGUCAUGGAGGAAGUAGAGAUGAUGGUGGAGAGCCUCCUGGACGUGCUCUUGCAGACUCUGCUCACCAUCAUGAGCAAAUCGCACGCUCAGGAGGCGGUAAGAGGGCAGCGGUGCCCGCAGUGCACAGCCGAGAUCACUGGCGAAUAUGUGUCCUGCCUUCUCUCACUGCUCCGCCAGAUGUGUGACACCCAUUUCCAGCACCUCCUGGACAACUUCCAGAGCAAAGAUGAACUCAAGGAAUUUCUGCUGAAGAUUUUUUGUGUGUUCCGGAACCUGAUGAAGAUGAGUGUGUUCCCUCGGGACUGGAUGGUAAUGAGACUGCUCACAAGCAAUAUUAUAGUCACUACUGUCCAGUACCUGUCCUCUGCACUGCACAAGAAUUUCACAGAGACUGACUUUGACUUUAAGGUGUGGAAUUCUUAUUUUAGCCUGGCAGUUCUAUUCAUAAAUCAGCCGAGCCUUCAGCUAGAAAUUAUCACCUCAGUCAAAAGGAAGAAGAUUCUAGAUAAGUAUGGGGACAUGCGUGUAAUGAUGGCUUAUGAACUGUUCAGCAUGUGGCAGAAUUUGGGUGAACAUAAGAUCCACUUUAUUCCGGGAAUGAUUGGUCCUUUUCUGGGUGUGACACUGGUCCCACAGCCAGAAGUACGGAAUAUCAUGAUUCCCAUCUUUCAUGACAUGAUGGACUGGGAGCAGAGAAAAAAUGGCAACUUCAAACAGGUGGAGGCCGAGUUGAUUGACAAGCUGGACAGCAUGGUAUCAGAAGGGAAAGGUGACGAGAGCUACAGGGAGCUCUUCAGCCUACUAACCCAGCUGUUUGGGCCCUACCCCAGCCUGUUGGAGAAGGUUGAACAAGAAACAUGGCGUGAGACCGGCAUUUCCUUUGUGACCUCAGUCACCCGCCUCAUGGAACGUCUUCUUGACUACAGGGACUGCAUGAAAGGAGAGGAAACAGAGAAUAAGAAGAUUGGCUGUACUGUUAACCUGAUGAAUUUUUACAAAUCUGAGAUUAACAAGGAAGAAAUGUAUAUCCGCUACAUCCAUAAGCUUUGUGACAUGCACUUGCAGGCCGAAAACUACACAGAGGCCGCAUUUACCCUGCUCCUUUACUGUGAGCUGCUGCAGUGGGAGGACCGGCCACUGCGGGAAUUCCUCCACUACCCAUCGCAGACAGAGUGGCAGCGGAAGGAGGGACUGUGCCGGAAGAUCAUUCACUACUUCAACAAAGGCAAGAGUUGGAAGCUGGGAGUUUCCCAGGAUCCACUGUGCAGGGAGCUGGCGUGUCAGUCUGAGAGCCUCUAUGAUUACCAGAGCCUCAGCUGGAUUCGGAAAAUGGAGGCCAGCUACUAUGACAACAUUAUGGAGCAGCAACGCCUGGAGCCUGAGUUCUUUAAGGUCGGCUUCUAUAACAGAAAAUUUCUUUUUUUUUUGCAGAACAAAGAAUACGUAUGCCGUGGCCAUGACUACGAGGGGGCCUUCCAGCAGAGGAUGCUCAGUGAGUUCGCGGGCUGUGGCAUGCAGCACCCCAGCCAUCCUGGUGUUGCCAUCCUACAGUCGAUGCAGUACUUGCAGAUCUAUGCAGUGACACCCAUUCCAGAUUAUGUGGGUGUCUGCAGAUGGAUAGGAGUACCAGAUCGCGUCAAAACCCUAAAUGUCAACAAUGUGGGGAAAUUCCGGUCGACAGGCCUUUCACAAGGCCCCAAGGAUAAGGAGAAUGAAUUCAAGAGCCUAUGGAUUGAGCGUACCACACACAGCCUGACUGGCUUGCCUGGCAUCUCUCGGUGGUUUGAAGUGGAGAGAGAGACUGUGAGCCCUCUGGAGAAUGCCAUCCAAGUGGUUGAGAAUAAGAACCAGGAGCUACGCUCCCUGAUCAGCCAGUAUCAACACAAGCAGGUGCAUGGCAACAUCAACCUGCUAAGGUGCCUGAAUAUUGUCAUUGAUGCGGCUGUCAAUGGAGGCAUUGCACGCUAUCAGGAGGCCUUCUUUGAUAGAUACAUCAACAAGCACCCAGGAGAUGCGAAGAUCACCCAGCUCAGGCUUAUGCAGGAAACAGGUAUAUGUCUUGACUUGGGGACCAACAGCCAGGUUCGUGACCUUGGAGUUGGGCUAGCAGUUCGCUUGGAAGUUUGUGUGCACCCAGAAAUGCGACCUCUGCAUAGAAGCUAGAUUAGUCAGUUCCAGAUGAUGCGGGCCAGUCUCUGCCAUGAGUUUCCAGGUUUGGAUAAGCUAAGUCCUGCAUGUUCAGGCACCAGCACCGCAGGAAAUGUUCUGGCAUCCCAUAGCCCCAUGAGUCCGGAGAGCAUCAAGAUGACCCAUCGGCACAGUCCCAUGAACUUGAUGGCUGAGCGCCAUUCAUUCUCUCUCUCCUCACAUCGUCUGGUAGGCUUAGAAACAGCAGUGAUGCUGGACGGCAGCUCCAUGAAGCGAUGCUCCGAGGACCUGUACCACCACAUGCAGCUUGCGUAUCCCAACCCCAGGUACCAGGGCUCGGUCACCAACGUCUCUGUUCUGUCCUCGUCCCAGGCAAGCCCUUCUUCCAGCCUGAGUUCCACUCACUCAGCACCAUCUCAGAUGAUUACCCCUCUGCCCCUUCCAAUUACCCGAGUAAGAGGCUCUCCCUCUCUGCCAGAUAAGUACCGCCAUGCCCGUGAAAUGAUGUUGUUGCUGCCCACAUACCGGGACCGCCCAAGCAGUGCCAUGUAUCCAGCAGCCAUCCUGGAGAACGGACAGCCGCCGAAUUUCCAGCGAGCCCUGUUUCAGCAAGUGGUCGGAGCCUGCAAACCUUGCAGUGAUCCCAAUCUGUCUGUGGCUGAAAAAGCUGUGCCAGCAGCCCCCAGCAGCUGGAGUCUGGAUAGCGGAGCCCAAGAGGCCCAGCCCUUCCUGUCUGCCCAUAUGGGGCGCAUCCUGGCCCCCCCAGUGCCUCCCCGAAGCCUGCUGCAUGGUCAUUACUCCCUACACUUUGACGCCUUCCACCACCCUCUGGGUGAUACCCCCCCAGCCCUCCCUGCCCGGACCCUGCGCAAGUCUCCUCUCCACCCUAUCCCAGCCUCCCCAACAAGCCCCCAGUCAGGUCUGGACGGCAGCAACUCUACGCUGUCCGGCAGUGCCAGCAGCGGCGUGUCCUCCUUGAGUGAGAGUAACUUUGGGCACUCCUCGGAGGUCCCACCUCGCACUGACACCAUGGACUCCAUGCCAAGCCAAGCAUGGAAUGCUGACGAAGAUCUUGAGCCACCCUACCUCCCUGUCCACUACAGCCUCUCUGAGUCUGCCGUCCUGGACUCCAUCAAGGCCCAGCCAUGCCGAAGCCACUCAGCCCCAGGGUGCGUCAUCCCUCAGGACCCCAUGGACCCGCCUGCGCUGCCGCCCAAGCCCUACCACCCCCGCCUGCCAGCCCUGGAGCACGAUGAGGGGGUGCUGCUGCGUGAAGAGACUGAGAGGCCUCGAGGCCUGCACCGCAAGGCUUCAUUGCCUCCUGGGAGCGCUAAGGAGGAGCAGGCCCGCAUGGCUUGGGAGCACGGCCGAGGGGAGCAGUGAGGGGCAAUGAGGCGGCUGGGAUGCCGCCCUCAGUAAGCAGCUUGCCAACCACUCCAGGUCUGAAAAGCAAGUCCCCCAGCCCGACCCCAGGGAGCCAGAGAGGCUUGGCACUCAGGAGAGAACCACCCCAAGUCUCCAUUCUACUGCCGUGAACUCAUGUGUUGCCAUGUACAGAGGCCACAGCAGCAUGAAGGGUUGUGGCUUCCCUUUUUAUUUUUUUACAUUUCCAUUUCUAUGGGUUUUCCUUUCUUUCCUUUAUGCAGUAGAUGCUUUCUUCCUCCUGCAGUUCUGGACCAUGUGGAGCUAUAUGGAGAAAUUGCACAGACAGAAUCACUUUGCCACACUGCAGGGCCCAGGAGCGGGAGCCCAGGUCCUCCCUCCAGGGUAGAGAUGCACAGAAUGGAAAUUGCACUAAGGACCUCUUCCUUUGCUGUAUGGACAGAAGAGUUCAUGGUUGCAUUCAGGGAUUGCAAGGACCAUAUAGACAUGUCACAGGUGGAAAAAGGGCCACAAGCCGUUUUGCACAAAUGCCUGUCCACCUGCCCCUCUUCCAUCCAGGAGUGUGCUACUGAGGGGCUGGCUGGACCAACCUGCUGGCUCAGGCACGUGACUGGCCCAACUGCAUGCCCAGGGAAGUGCCAGGGUUCAAUGGGCCAGCCGUCUCCUACUCCAUCUUGGAUUUUUCUCUCCAUCACAUUAUUUCUGACCAUUUGCUCCCUUCCAUUCUUGAAACACCUCAUGCCCCACAGGAGCCCCAGUGGUGACUGGAUCUGCAAGGGUUAUCUCUCACCCUCUGGGGUUUGAGUGGAGGUAUGGAGCCAGAGGGGCUAUCCUAGCCACCUUCCUCCUAGGGGGAGCUGGUCCCCUUCCUAUGUGGUAGAGACUGGUGUAAGAGUGAGUCUGGGGUGUGGCAGGCGCCAGAAAUCCUCGAAGCUUUCAGAAGCGUUCAGAAUGCCUACCAUCAGCUCCUGAAUCAGGGAUUUUCAGCACUACCUCUGAGCCAUGGGGGUGGCUGCCUAGCCAGGCUUCCAGGCCCUGAGGACAUGUGGUCAGAUUCAGCAGGCUCCUUGGUAAAGAGGGUGGGAGGGGGCUUCUCCUUUUGGAAGCAGAUAGCCAUGCAGGUAGAAUUGUCAUCUCCCAAGUGGCCACAUACAGCAACCUGCUCCAGGCCAUGGGGACCACCACUCAGGGUUUGGGGCUGGCAGGAGGGCAGUUUCUCCAGUCUCCCCAGUCUGUUGGUGUCUUUAUAGGAAACUAUAAAGCAGAGCAGUGGUGUCUUUAGAGGAAACUCAUUCAAGUCAGGGCACUGAUUUUCCUCUCAGUUUAUUAUUUGGGGGGAUCGGGUCAGGUGGGUAUAGUAGUACUUCACCAGGGUGCUUUUAAGUUACUUUAAAAAAAAAAAAAGCCUACAAAAUAUUUCUUUUAUUUGCUCAAGUUCACAUUAAUGAUGGUCACAAGGCUGCCUUGUUGGGCAGGCAUGUUGCCCCCAUUUCCUCUUCUGCUGGCCUGUGUGACCUCCACAGCCAGGCCCUGGGCCCGAGCCCCUCGUCCCUUCUCCACUGCCCCUAUUUCCAGACAGUAAAGGCCAUGGUCAGGGUGUUUUUCACUUGUAAACAAACCCCAGCUUGUUUAACAGAAAUGCUAAUAACCUACUGGGAAAGAUGGAGGUCUGAAUUACCUUCAGGGUUUUUCUGGGGCUUUAUCAUCAGUGUGGGUCCCUUCUGAUACCAUCAGGUUCACUCCAGGCAGAGUGGGGCAGAAGGCUGCUGAGGAUGUGGGUCAGUCACAGCAGCCCUCACCUAAAAGGGCUGGCCUGCUUCUCAGCCUACAUUUAUUUGCAAGCUUCAAUCUCUGGACCAUCUGGUGUUCACAGGUGUUAGAGGGUCGGGGCUAGCUUCAGAUUUGAUUCAUAGGUAGGAGGGCUUAGAUUUUAAGGCACUACUGAACGUCAAUCCCUGGACAAGGCAGUCAUCCCAUAAGAACAGCUACCUUCUCCACUUCGUGGCACAAGAGGUAAGGAGGGGAGUAUGGGUUCAUUUGGCUUAGCAUUAUGCAAGUUGAAACCGUUUGUUUCCCCUCUCCAUUUUCCCUAACUGAAUGAAAAGGACACAUUCUGAAAUCCCUUUUGUUGGAGAAUUAUUCAGUCUGAGGGGAAAUGGGAGGCCAGAGAUGAGAACCCUUUGAGAAGAUUGUAAAAUACUGAUUUUCAUUCUUUCAAGCUUAUUUGUAAAUACCUAUUUGAAUGCUGUGUAUUUGUACAG